Messenger RNA from Ceraceosorus guamensis, 2340 nucleotides. RefSeq names its product Neutral/alkaline nonlysosomal ceramidase. Gene Ontology annotation, cellular component: extracellular region. Gene Ontology annotation, molecular function: N-acylsphingosine amidohydrolase activity. The transcript is spliced from 7 exons. The record is from RefSeq and is a predicted model, not a curated record. NCBI's taxonomy places the organism in Eukaryota, Fungi, Basidiomycota, Exobasidiomycetes, Ceraceosorales, Ceraceosoraceae. Gene Ontology annotation, biological process: long-chain fatty acid biosynthetic process; ceramide catabolic process; sphingosine biosynthetic process. Bases 1 to 2340 code for a protein of 779 amino acids.
AUGAUGGGGUAUGCUUCCUCGUCACAGACCAAUACGGGCCUGGCAUACAGGCAGUACUCUCGAGCAUUUGUGCUAGGGAAUGUCGGUGACGACGACAGCAUCGCGUUCCGGACCGGAUCGGUAUACACCACCACGCACGAUCUGCUGCGACGUGUACGAAGGGCGCUAUUCGCUUGGGGCCUUUUCGCUCAUCCGAGUGCGGGGGAGCAGGAUCCAAACGAUGGAAAGAAGCAGCGAUGGGUGAUUGUGAACUCGGACCUGUGCAUGGGAGAUACGGGCAUCAGACGAGCUGUCGUCGAGAAGCUCAGAGAGGUCUUACCCGACGUCUAUGGGGAAAGAAACUUUGCCUGGACUGGGACGCACAGUCACUCUGGUGCUGGAGGAUUCAUCAAUGCGCUCAUCGUACAGACCUCAUCGCUGGGCAUCGUCCAGCAAAACUUCGAUGCCAUCGUCGAAGGCACCGUUCGUUCCAUCCUGCUCGCUCACGACGACUACGAAAAGCGCGUCGCGCGGACGAUGGUCUUGUCUCGAGACCUCGUGUCAGCAAAUGCGCACCACUCGGACACGUCGACCUGGCCUUCGAUUCGAUUUGGCAAUACAACGCUACGAAACGCGCACAUCAACCGUAGUGCUAGUGCAUACCUUCGAAAUCCGCUCGAGGAGCGUCAGCUAUAUGACAGCGACACCGACGAUGAAUUUGCUUUGCUUGAAUUUGUCGAUGCGUCCGUAAAGGAAGUGGCAGGAAACACCGGCGUGCUCUCAGUCUACGCUGUCCACGGCACGUCCCUCUACGAAAACAACACGCUCACAUCCGGGGAUAAUAAGGGCCUCGCAGCUCUGCAGCUGGAAUUUGACCCUACGCUUGCCUCGCGCCAAGGUAGUUUCAUCGCUGGCAUUGCGCAAGGAAGCGUGGGCGACACGACACCGAACACUGGAGGUGCAUACUGCGAUGCGACUGGCGAGCUGUGCGAUUUCGAAAGUUCUACCUGUCCAAACAAGAGGGGCAAGGAGAGAAGCCAAAGUUGUAGAGGUAGGCCGCCUACUUGGGGAGACUUGGAUCUCCUCAACGAGAGCAUGACUGGUGGUUGGGAUUGGAGUGGGAAUCAAGUCAUUGCCGGAUUGCAACGAGACUCUGCGAUGAACAUUCUCGGACUCCACAGCUCUCACGAUCACGGCCGGCAGAUACGUUCGCACGCCGAAGCGAAGUCUUUGGAACUCAAAGACAAUCCCAUAAGCGGAGAAGUGAGGUCUGUCAAAUGGAAUGUAGCCCUCGGUGGUGCCGACGGCUUUAGCUUUGUCUUACCGAAUGGGACGCGGGUCAGGACCUGCCCGGCAGCGCUUGGCUAUGGCUUUGCUGGCGGCACGACGGAUGGGCCCGGUCCUUUCGACUUUACGCAAGGCACCAACGAUACGAUGCCCACCAACCCUCUUUGGGCCGCGAUAAGAACGCUGGUGAUGCGUCCUGGCAAGGAGCAGGUUGCUUGCCAAAGUCCUAAGCGCAUCCUUCUGAAUAUUGGAGAGCAGCACGCACCGUACGACUGGGGACCUAGCGCCGGCAUCGUUGAGGCACAGAUUCUUCGCGCGGGCAGAGUCUUCAUUCUUGUCGUGCCGGGCGAAUUCACCACGAUGGCUGGCAGGCGUAUCAAGGACCGUGUGCGCGACAGCAUACGCGUCCUGGGCAUCGAAGACGAGCCCAUCGUUCUGCUGACCGGUCCAGCCAACACCUACGGUCACUAUGUGACGACCAUCGAAGAGUAUGCAGCGCAAAGAUAUGAAGGCGGCUCGACGCUGUUUGGGCCACACACGCUAGAGGCUUAUAUCCACAUCUACGCCAACGUCUUGGUGCCUGCUCUCACUAACGACGAUGCUGCGGGCAUGAUCCCGCCCGGAGAACUUGCACCGAGCAACAUUGGACGAGCAUUCAAGAUGGGGGAGAAGCGGGUGGUGUAUGAUGCUGCACCUUUUGGCAAAAGCAUUGGAGAUGUGACGGUCCAGCCAGAAGCGCAGUACGAGCUAUCCUCUCGUCCAUCCAUCACUGCUCGAUUUGCGGGAGCCAAUCCGCGCAACGACUUGCGCACAGAAGGCACCUUUCUCGAGGUCCAACAGCAGCUGGGCGCAUCGUGGAGGACACACCGCACAGAUGCGCAUCCAUCGACCAUCUUCAGGUGGAAGAGAACCAAUAGCGUUAGGGGCAGCAGCUCGGUGGAAAUCGUGUGGAAGCCCGACCAGACGGAUGCUCUGGGCGUCUAUCGUCUCGUAUAUCGCGGAAACGCCAAGCAACCCUUUACUGGCAAGAUUCGAGAAGUGGAAGGCAUCACGGAUGAGUUCAGACUCGUCUGA